Tarenaya hassleriana is the source of this 1565-nucleotide messenger RNA. RefSeq names its product probable purple acid phosphatase 20. The record is from RefSeq and is a predicted model, not a curated record. Gene Ontology annotation, molecular function: acid phosphatase activity; metal ion binding. The transcript is spliced from 6 exons. NCBI's taxonomy places the organism in Eukaryota, Viridiplantae, Streptophyta, Magnoliopsida, Brassicales, Cleomaceae. Bases 89 to 1372 code for a protein of 427 amino acids.
CCCAGAAGAAACCCCUCGUCUCUCAUCACUCACAACAUCUCUCUCGCCCUCUCUCUCUAGAUCUCUCUCCCUCUCUCUCUCCGGGAAAAUGGCAAAGUUGUGGAUGAUUCCGGCGAUGGUGGCGAUGAUGUUCGCCGGGAAUGUCUUAUCAUAUGAUCGGCCCGCCGCCCGGAAAAUGAUCUACGCUCCAUCACUGAAUGAUCAAGAUCCUACGUUCCCCGAACAGGUCCACAUAUCACUGGUUGGGCCGGACAAAAUGAGAAUAUCAUGGAUCACAGAGGACGAGACCCCCGCUGUUGUGGUCUACGGCACAACCUCAGGGAAAUACGAAGCUUCUGCCACCGGAACGACGUCGUCGUACAAAUACACUUGGUUUUAUAAAUCGGGUCAAAUCCACAAUGCUGUGAUAGGCCCAUUAGAGCCCAAUAAGGUUUACUAUUACAAAUGUGGAGGCCCAGAUUCGGCCCAAGAGUUCAGCCUUAAGACCCCUCCCUCCAACCUCCCCAUCAAGUUCGCUGUCUCAGGUGACUUGGGGCAAACGGAGUGGACGAUGACAACGUUGGACCACAUAUCGAAAUCGAACUAUGAUGUGUUCAUAUUGCCCGGAGAUUUAGCGUACGCUGACUUCCGCCAGCCGUUAUGGGACUCGUUCGGUCGUCUGGUGCAGCCACUGGCUAGCCAACGGCCCUGGAUGGUCACUCAGGGCAACCACGAGGUCGAGAAACUUCCCAUUGUCCACAACGAGCCUUUCACCGCUUACAACGCCAGGUGGAUCAUGCCCUACGAAGAGAGCGGAUCGACCUCGAACUUGUACUAUUCCUUCAAUGUGGCCGGGGUCCAUGUGAUAAUGUUGGGUUCAUACACCGAUUUCGGACCGACAUCGGAUCAAUACAAAUGGUUAGAGAACGAUAUCAAGAAAAUCGAUAGAAAGAUCACGCCGUGGGUGGUGGCCGUGGUGCACGCACCUUGGUACAGUUCCAACAAGGCACAUCUAGGAGAAGACGAGAGCGUUAAGAUGAAAGAAGACAUGGAAACAAUGCUGUACCAAGCUCGUGUAGAUUUGGUCUUCGCAGGACAUGUCCAUGCCUACGAACGUUUCAGCCGGGUGUAUCAAGAUAAGUUCGACAAAUGCGGUCCGAUGUAUAUUACCAUAGGGGACGGUGGAAAUCUCGAAGGCCUAGCUAGCAAGUACAUAGAUCCGAAACCGGAGAUAUCGUUGUUCAGAGAGGCUAGCUUCGGACACGGUCAGCUCGAGUUCGUGAACGGAACUCAUGCCGUAUGGAAAUGGCAAAGGAACGACGACGAUAUAUCGGUUCAAGGCGACUCGGUUUGGUUAAUCAACCUCGCAUCAGACCCGGCUUGUUCAGCUUAAACCGGACCGGUCUGGAUUCACAUGAGAAAUUAAUUAUUGUUCUAAUAAUCUUUAGCUGCAUAGUUUGUUUUGCAAAUAAUUAAGUGUAAUCUUAAUUAAGCAUUGAAAUAAUUAGAUGUUGCACAUCUGUUGUUAAGUUGUAUGCAUUAGUGUAAUCUCUCUCUCUCUCUCUUUCUAAAACACCCUUAAUCCG